AUGCCAGAAAUGAAUGCCAACGAUGCGCUUGCACACCUCAAAUCCUACGAAGAAAGAGACGGUCUCUCUGUGCAAUCACUGAUGGACUCAAAGACCCGCGGUGGACUCACCUAUCAAGAUUUCCUCGUACUCCCAGGCCACAUAAACUUUGACAGCGCCAGCGUCAGCCUCAAGACAAAGGUUUCUCGCAACAUUGAGCUCUCAGCGCCAUUCGUGUCUUCGCCAAUGGACUCUGUCACCGAGACUGAUAUGGCUACGUACAUAGCUCUCAUGGGCGGUAUUGGUAUCAUUCAUCACAACAACACUCCAGAAGAACAAGCUAAUAUGGUGCGCCAGGUGAAAAAAUUCGAGAACGGUUUUAUCACGGAUCCAAUCUGUCUCAAACCAACGGCUAAAGUGAGCGACGUACUCGAUAUCAAGGAUAAGCUCGGCUUUGGUGGUAUUCCUAUAACUGAGUCGGGUGCCUUACACUCUAAACUCCUCGGUAUCGUUACAGCGAGAGACAUUCAAUUCCAGAACCUCAACGCGGAAGUGAAGGAAGUUAUGACGACUGACUUGGUCACAGGCAACCACGGUAUCAACUUGGAGGAGGCCAAUAAGAUUUUGCGCGUUUCUAAAAAGGGUAAAUUGCCUAUCGUCGAUUCGAAGGGUAACCUCAGCGCACUGCUCGCUAGAUCAGAUUUACUUAAGAAUCUCAACUUCCCAUUAGCAUCUAAACAUCCAGAGACUAAGCAGUUGUACUGUGGUGCAUCUGUCGGUACCAGAGACGCAGACAAGGAGCGUCUUCGCCUGCUUGUUGAGGCUGGUCUCGAUGUUGUCAUCCUCGACUCCUCACAAGGUAACUCGGUGUACCAGAUUAACAUGCUCAAAUGGACCAAGGAAAACUUUAAGAAAUUGGACGUGAUUGCUGGAAAUGUCGUCACUAGAGAGCAAGCAGCACAGCUGAUCAGCGCUGGUGCUGAUGGAUUACGUAUUGGUAUGGGAUCAGGCUCCAUUUGUAUCACCCAGGAAGUCAUGGCUGUGGGCAGACCACAAGGUACUGCCGUCUACGCUGUUGCAGAAUUUGCCAACCAGUUUGGUGUCCCAUGUAUCGCCGACGGUGGUAUUGGCAAUGUCGGUCACAUAGUCAAAGCGGUGUGCCUCGGUGCGUCGGCGUGCAUGAUGGGUGGUAUGUUAGCAGGCACGACUGAAUCACCUGGUGAAUACUUCUACCAUCAAGGCCAGCGCGUGAAGGCUUACCGUGGAAUGGGUUCGAUUGAUGCCAUGCAGCACAAGCUCAAGAAGAAGAGCGCAACAGCUGAGAGUGACACUAAGGACAAUGCUGCUAGUGGUCGCUACUUCUCUGAGUCUGACUCAGUCAAGGUGGCACAAGGUGUCAGUGGUGAUGUUGUUGAUAAGGGCUCGAUCACCAAAUUUUUACCUUAUCUCUACAAUGGUCUCCAACACUCCCUCCAGGAUAUGGGUGAGAAGAGUAUCACUGAGCUGCAAAAGUCAGUCAAAGAUGGUAAGGUUAGGUUUGAGUUGCGCACUGCCUCAGCUCAGCUGGAAGGUGGUGUCCACGGUUUGAACAGCUACACUAAGCGUCUGUUUGCUUAG
Molecule: messenger RNA, 1596 nt
Organism: Wallemia ichthyophaga EXF-994
Lineage: Eukaryota; Fungi; Basidiomycota; Wallemiomycetes; Wallemiales; Wallemiaceae
Product: Inosine-5'-monophosphate dehydrogenase
Exons: 2
Coding region: 1-1596 (531 amino acids)
Biological process (GO): GTP biosynthetic process
Cellular component (GO): cytoplasm
Molecular function (GO): IMP dehydrogenase activity
Source: RefSeq, a predicted model, not a curated record